This is a messenger RNA of Pocillopora verrucosa, 7535 nucleotides long. The record is from RefSeq and is a predicted model, not a curated record. NCBI's taxonomy places the organism in Eukaryota, Metazoa, Cnidaria, Anthozoa, Scleractinia, Pocilloporidae.
CGCGGAUAAAGUGUACUCGUAGGACAUAAAUACGGAAUUAAUGAUGUGUAUUGGAAAUUGUUGACAUGAUUGUGAAACUACUUUGUCCAAGCUAAAUGUUUAAGAAGCAGGCUAAUUUAAGCAACCAUAAUGGAACAAAACGGCUAUCCAAGAACCAAUUUUACCCAAGGUUCAAAGAUAUUCUGGCCGAACGGGACAGACCUUAUGCAGACGAGAGCACGGCUGAACGGCCACGGAGGGAAAUAUGCGAAAUCUGUAGCUGCCAAACGACAGAAAAAAUCUGGAAACGCUGUUCGGCCGAAGAGAGCACUUCUGUGUCUCUCCCUCGGCAAUCCAAUUCGAAGUGCUGCCAUAAAUCUCGUGGAAUGGAAGCCUUUCGAUGUAAUGAUUCUGAUCACAAUUUUCGCAAAUUGUGCCGCUCUCGCCGCGUAUGAGCCUCUUCCAGAGAAAGAUAGCAGUGAAAUAAACGACAACCUGGAAGUUGCAGAGUAUGUGUUUUUGGCAGUUUUCACAAUGGAAGCUGUGCUAAAGAUAAUAGCUUAUGGAUUUCUUUUCCACCCUGGAGCAUAUCUUCGUAAUGGAUGGAAUAUUUUAGAUUUUGUAAUUGUUGUAGUAGGAAUAGCAACUAUUUUAGUAAAAGCAUUUCUGAGUUCAGGAAGUUUUGAUGUGAAAGCUUUGAGGGCCUUCAGAGUCCUGCGACCUCUUCGACUGGUGUCUGGUGUUCCAAGCUUACAAGUUGUAUUAAAUUCUAUUAUCAAGGCACUGAUACCACUCUUCCACAUUGCCUUGCUGGUAGUUUUUGUUGUGAUAAUUUAUGCAAUUAUUGGUGUGGAAUUGUUUAUGGGUCGGCUUCACAAGACAUGCUAUAAUAAUGUGACAGGUGAAGAAUCAUUUGAAGAACCUCACCCCUGUAGUUCUGGAAGUUCAGGAUUUCAGUGCGAUAAGGAUGCAGGUCAGGUGUGUGAGGCAGGCUGGAAAGGACCCAAUCAUGGAAUUACAAAUUUUGAUAAUAUUGGCUUGGCCUGUAUGACUGUGUUCCAGUGUAUUACACUUGAGGGUUGGACUGAUGUAUUAUACUGGAUAAAUGAUGCAGUAGGGAACUCUUGGCCGUGGGUAUACUUUGUUACUCUGAUCAUUUGGGGAUCUUUCUUCGUUCUCAACUUAGUUCUUGGUGUACUUAGUGGAGAAUUUGCCAAGGAAAAGGCGAGAGCUCAGAAGAGUGGUGAAUUCCAAAAGUUUAGAGAAAAGCAACAAGUUGAAGAUGCUUACAAUGGCUACCUCGACUGGAUUACUCAGGCUGAGGACAUUGAAGGCGACAGUGAAAGUGAAAGUGGUGAUGAGUCAAAAGCUUCCAAGAAGACCUCAUCAAGACAAUCCAGAACUGAAGACAUCGAAAUGAUCGAUAGAAAUGAGAGACAAGACAGUAUUUCCCAACAUGAUGCGCACCACCAUGGUUGGUGUCACAACGAGAAGAAAGUUUUAAAAAAAUGGCAUCACCGCGCUAGACGGGAGCUGCGUAAAGCAGUAAAAACACAAGCUUUUUACUGGAUCGUCAUAGUUGUUGUAUUUUUAAAUUCAUUGACGCUAGCAUUGGAACAUUAUGAUCAACCUGACUUUUUAACCCAAUUUUUAGAUAUAGCAAAUAAAUUAUUUUUAGGAAUAUUUACCAUUGAAAUGAUAGUCAAGAUGUACUGUUUAGGAUUUCACGGCUACUUCGCAUCGCUUUUUAACAGAUUCGAUUGCCUGGUUGUAAUUAGUAGUUUGUUAGAGUUGGCAAUCACAGAAGCGUUGAAGCAGCCCCCUAUUGGAAUCAGUGUACUUCGAUGUAUUCGUUUACUUAGGAUUUUCAAAGUAACCAGAUACUGGAGCUCACUUAGCAACUUAGUGGCGUCACUGUUGAAUAGUAUGAGGUCUAUAGCUGGUCUUCUGUUGCUGCUUUCACUAUUUAUGCUCAUUUGCUCACUGCUUGGGAUGCAGAUCUUUGGUGGAAAAUUCAAUUUAGGCGAUGACGAAAUUCCUCGCAGUAACUUCGAUUCCUUUUGGAGAGCUCUUAUAACAGUUUUCCAGAUUCUCACAGGCGAGGACUGGAACGCUGUAAUGUAUGACGGCAUCCGUGCGUGGGGUGGUAUUGGCGAAGGAGGUUCAGCGAUUGCCAUCUUGUACUUCAUAUUCCUCGUUGUCGUUGGCAACUACAUCCUUUUGAAUGUCUUCUUGGCCAUUGCCGUCGACAAUCUUGCCGACGCUGAAAACUUGACAGAAAUGGAAGAAGAGAAGAAAAAGAGGAAGGAGAAAGCGAGAGAAAAGGAAGCCUUAAAGAUGAGGGGUUCCUUGGAUUCACAAAGCAAGCUUGACGCGGAUGGUGCUGUCGUACCCAAUCACAGUUCAGCGUCACGGUCAAAUGUAACACUUGACAAGUCAACACAAGAACUUCAUUCCACGGGAACUCUCAAUGGAAAUGGUGUUGCAAGAACAGCAUCAAACGACGACGUCGAAGCCCAAUCUACCGAUAUUUCCGUGAUUGGAGGAUCAAAAUCUGCCGUCAAUAACAACAACGGGAGUAGUAGUGCUACUUCAAGUGAGGAUAUCGACAGGGCACCAAUGCCCCCAGAGUCAUCUUUAUUCGUUUUCUCCCCAACCAACAUAUUCCGCGUCGUUUGUUACAAGAUCGCCACCAACACAUACUUUGUUAAUUUUAUUUUAUGCCUCAUUAUUGUGAGCAGUAUUCUGCUGGCGGCUGAGGAUCCACUCAACGCUAGCGCAAAGAGAAAUCAGGUUCUCAACUAUUUCGAUUAUUUCUUUACAUCCGUGUUCACUUUGGAGAUUCUUAUCAAGUUUGUGUCCUAUGGACUUAUCCUUCACAAGGGAUCUUUCUGCCGCAGUGCGUUCAAUCUAUUGGAUUUACUAGUCGUAUCUGUUUCUGUAAUCUCAAUAAGCCUUAAGGACUCCCAGUUUUCUGUUGUCAGAAUUCUCAGGGUUCUCCGAGUGUUAAGACCUUUGAGGGCGAUUAACAGAGCAAAAGGACUCAAGCACGUGGUACAGUGUGUCUUUGUCGCCGUGAAAACGAUAGGAAACAUCAUGCUUGUUACCAUGCUUUUCCAGUUUUUAUUUGCUGUCAUCGGUGUUCAGCUAUUUAAGGGGACUUUCUUUUAUUGCACUGAUGAGAAGAUGCUAACUGCAGAAGAUUGCCAGGGAACCUUUAAUGAUUUUAAAGGACCUGGAUUGUCAAACCCAGAGAUGAAACACAGAGAAUGGAAGAAACACCACUUUAACUUUGACAAUGUUGGUGAAGCCAUGUUGACACUGUUCACUGUGAUGACCUUCGAAGGAUGGCCAGGGAUUUUGGAGAAUUCCAUCGACUCCACUGAAGUCGACAAGGGUCCCAACCAGAACAACCGGCCGUGGGUAGCCAUCUACUACAUUAUCUACAUCAUCAUCAUUGCCUUCUUUAUGGUCAACAUCUUCGUUGGUUUUGUGAUCGUCACUUUUCAGAGCGAAGGAGAAGAGGAGUUUAAAGGUUGUGAACUGGACAAGAAUCAGCGUCAGUGUAUAGAAUUUGCACUGAGAGCGAAACCGCUGAAACGUUACAUUCCUGAGAAUCGCCUUCAGUUCCAUAUAUGGCGCGUGGUUACGUCACAAGCCUUUGAAUACCUCAUCUUCGCGUUCAUUGUGUGCAACACAGUUGUUCUGAUGAUGCAGUAUUAUCAAGAACCUAAACUUUACACAAGAGUGUUGGACGGUUUCAACAUUGGUUUUACAGCAGUUUUUCUCUUGGAGUGUAUACUGAAGCUCAUCGCGUUUAAACCAAAGAAUUAUUUCAUGGACAGAUGGAAUCUUUUUGAUUUUAUCAUUGUGGUUGGCAGUAUUAUUGAUAUCACAAUGAAUGAGGUUUCGGAUGUUUUCAGAAGACAUCGAGGUAUUUCGGAGCUGGAGUUAGCAAUGGAUAGUGGCUCCGACGGGCGUAUUCAGAGAAUUAGUGAGCAAAUGUUUGCUUUUGGUUUCUUCCGUUUGUUUCGAGCCCUGCGUCUCGUCAAGCUGCUCAACCAAGGAUCUGGGAUCAAGACUCUCCUCUGGACCUUUAUCAAGUCAUUUCAGGCUCUUCCUUAUGUGGCUCUUCUCAUUGUCAUGAUGUUCUUCAUCUAUGCUGUGAUUGGGAUGCAGAUGUUUGGUCGUAUUGCUAUCGACUCCGACACGGCGAUCAACAGAAACAACAACUUCCAGACAUUCCCACAGUCUCUUAUGGUGCUCUUCAGGUCCGCAACGGGUGAAAAUUGGCAACAGAUAAUGUUGGCGUGUACGCAUCGAGAUGACGUUAAGUGUGACGCGAAGGCCGACCCGCAGGACCCGUCGGGAUUAUGUGGCUCAGACUUUGCCUAUUUCUACUUUGUUUCUUUUUAUUCCAUCUGUUCGUUCUUGAUAAUCAACUUGUUCGUUGCCGUCAUCAUGGACAACUUUGACUACUUAACUCGCGAUUGGUCAAUUCUUGGUCCCCACCAUUUGGACGAGUACGUGAGGGUCUGGUCCGAGUAUGAUCCGGAUGCGCAUGGUUGUGUAAAGCACGUGGAUAUAGUAACUGUUCUAAAGCGAAUCGCCCCUCCUCUGGGAUUUGGAAAGUUUUGUCCUCACAGAGAAGCUUGCAAGCGCCUGGUAACUAUGAACAUGCCGCUGACCAAAGACGGAAUGGUAGACUUCAAUGCGACACUGUUUGGACUUAUCCGAUCAUCCUUAAACAUAAAAAGACCUGAAGGGAAAGGAUCAAUAGACAAGGCCAACGAAGAAGUCCGUAAUAUAAUUCUUCGGAUCUGGCCUAAAACGUCCAUGGAACUUUUAGAUAAAGUAGUGCAGCCUCCCGGAGUGCGUGAUGACGUCACAGUGGGUAAAUUUUAUGCCACAUACUUGAUUCAAGAGUACUUCCGUCGGUUCAAAGCGAGGCAGAAGGCACAGAAUCAAGCCAACGAACCCCAUGGAAAUAGUACAAUGGCUCUACAGGCGGGACUACGAACGCUUCACGGCCUCGGACCACAGUUGCGUCGAGCUAUUUCCGGUCCGCUUGGAAGUGACGACGAUGAGUUGUUCUUAAAGGAAGACGAUUCCCAAAAGGCGCAGCAUAAGGGGUUCUGGGAGAGUCUGAAAAAUGCAGUUUCAGUAUCGCCGCGUCACAGUUUUCGUCGUCCCGCAUCUUUUCGCUUGUCAGCUUUUCUGGGCAAAAAUGGAAGUGGAUUAGAGACAAAGAAAAAGAGUUCAUCUAUGUCUAACUUGAGUGAAAAAAUGGCUACGACUAUGUUCAGUGAUCAAAAAUACCUUAUGCCGACUGCUGGCACAUCGGCGGAUGAUAACGCAAACGAAAAAGAGGCUGACCAACCUCGCUUUGAACUUCCUUUACGAGACCCGGAUGAUACGGGCUCUUUCACUGCCAUAAAAGGCCACGCAGGUUUGAAGGCAGCAUUAAGCCUGCCGUUAAGUCCGGUAGAUGAUGAGUCACGUGACCGAAUUCCUUAUGUAAGACAGCGGAGUAAGAGUGAGGUCAUACCACCGUGGCUAGCUACGGGAGAAGUUGCCUACCUGGGAAGUGACCUUCGGCGAAACAGGUCAGCAAGCAUCAAAGACCUUUUAGAGAGUGCGUUUGUCGACGAAGGUGUCUCUAUUACUCUGGACGAUCCACUUCUUCGAGUCGCCGAACAGGAAAUUGCUGAAGCUUUCGACGUGUCCGAAGAUGACCUGAACCAAGCCGCAGAGCGGAUGCUUGCGCAGAGUAGCGAUCAUGAGUCCCAUACAGAAGAUGAAGAAAUUAGCGAGGAGAAAAUUAUGGACACUAUUAGGAAAUCUCCUCGCGUCUCGCAUCGUUGGUCGAGCGAGCCAGACGUUCCCAUAAUUAUUACCGAUCUUUGACGCGCCGCGGAAGCCGGCAAGUUUUCAAAAACGUGAAAUUUCAUCCGUUGCCAAGAGAUGCUACAACAGCACGUGCUCUCUUUGCUGUCGUGCUAAUGGCUGGAAAUGUUACAAAUAUGCCAGUACUAUCGAGAGGGCUUCUAGGCAAAAGAUUUUAUCUGGAAACACCUCCUGAAUUGUCCGCCAUUUGGACUAAGUAUGGUUACGAUGACAUUUUAAAGGAUCGACAUCAGCAAAGUGUAAAAUAAUCUUAGAUACAAUUGACACAGGUAAUGGCUCUGUUUUUGAUAUGUUGAAAAUAGCGCUUGGCUAUCUUUUUUUAAUUUUACUGUCCCUUUCAUCUGUGGUAAUGGAAGGACAAAGAUUGCCGAGUCAGUGUUAGAAAGAAGAAACAAAAUAGAAUUAGUUACUUGAAAGCAAGAGGCAGGAUCCUUGUAGAAUUAAUAUGAAUAUAUUUAUUGUAAUAUUUCGCUGUAUUGGAUAUGAUAAUUGUUUUUGUGCGCAGCUUUUAACUCGCUACUUGGAAUCGAAUGCUGAAGAAUGUUUAAAAUUUCUUUGUAGAAUAGAGAAAUUUCUUUCUGCAAAUGUGCCAAGGAUUGAAAAUGAUGUAGAGCUCAAUUUUCCUUUUACGCCCGAGGGGGCAAUUUUCAAAAUAUGAUUAUAGAAGUUUAUAUGUAUACGCCAUGCAUCGAUAGUUAUCCUUCGAUUUUUUUUAUCAUAAAAUUGUGUAUCAUUUUAAAUUAUCUUGAACAUUUUUGUCCACUUUUGUUAAGUUCUGAUCAUUCAAAGAAAUUUAGUUGAAACGAUUUUUGAGGAAUAGAGACAUUUCGAAGUGAAUACAAAUUUUGAAAUUAGUUGUACUAGUAGAAGUCAAGACCACCACUUACAAGAAAUAGCUUUCAAAUUAUUUUUUAUAAACGUUUGCAUCAUGAAGAACACAUACCUUGGUUGUCUUUCAAUGCUCUUUUUGUUUUUUUUUAUUUAUUCGUUUGUUUGUGAUAGAAUUUUUAAGCUCUUAUGUUUGAAGUUCUAUCUUGUGUUUCCCGACAGAAGAUUUCCCGUAGAGAUAAUAGGAUGCAAAAAUUGAAGCUCGGUUGACAGUUUUUUUUGUCAGUAUCCUCCAUAAUUUGCUUCCAAAUUCUCCUAACUGAUAUUGAAGACUUAAUUGAAAGUCCAUUGCCGGGGAGAAUUCCAAUUUUGCACUGAAAUUAUACAUUUUUGUGGUUUGUUUCGGAUUCUUCUAAAAUAUCAAUUUCCAAACGAAUGCUGGGAAAUAUUUUCUAAAGAACCGAAAGUUUGGCUAUGUAACCCCAAGGCUGUGCAAAGUUUGAAACUAGCGAGACGAGGAAAGCUCUUAUGUCUUCCAGUCUUUUUCUUUUAAAAACCCGAUGUUUACAUUUCUGAUAAAAAGUGUAACACUUUGUGGGAAGAUAUUUUUGUAGCACUGUAUUUAAAACCAAGGCGAAUCAACGGAAAAUAUAGGAUAGUUGUUAGCUUAAUUUUUUUUUUAUUAUUGUACUGUAUUGUAGAAAGAUUUGUACUUGGUUGUAAAUAAAAUUUUAAUUUUAUAAAGAAAGGUUCACGCGCCUGUAAGGCUAUAUAUGAAAAGGCGGAAAAAAAUAUGAGAAGUAAUCUGCAAAUAAAGAAUA